This is a messenger RNA of Stylonychia lemnae, 1035 nucleotides long. NCBI's taxonomy places the organism in Eukaryota, Ciliophora, Spirotrichea, Sporadotrichida, Oxytrichidae. The record is from the annotation of a GenBank genome assembly.
AUGGUGGCAUAAGUCGACUUGCGAGAAGGCUAUUCAAAUGAAUGUAUGAGAAUGGAGGGAAGAGUGUGCAUUGGAAAUAAUACUGUAAUUGACAAGAACUCCAGAAGAGAUAACGAUGAGAGCAUAUUUGCAUAUUUCAACUUUGACAAUGAAUUCGGCUCUGAUAUGUCUAUUAAUGGCGUCAACCAUCUUAAAUAUGAUCCAUCUGUACUUUCUAAGUUGAUUCCUUCUUUCAAUGGUCAAGGCUUUUCACAGGAACUAUCUGAAAGCAAAUUCUUGACUUUGAAUAUUUCUAAUAUUGGGACGAAUACUUUCAGUUUAAAUUUAUGGGUAUUUUUGGUAGAGCAAGAUUAAAGCUAAAACUAAUAAUUAUUUUUGACUUAUGCGGAUAACAUUCAAAACUUUGACAUUUAGCUUUACUUAACUCCUUAUGGAAAUCUUAAUUUGAAAACUAAAGAUCGUCAAAUUACUAGGACUAAUUCUAGACUUAGACAAAGACAAUGGAACCGAUUGUCCAUAAAUAUUAUUGAUAAUUAAAAGGUGCAGGUUAUUUUAAACUCGAAAGUUGAUAUUGACUUAAACAUUGAUCAGCCUUUUGACUAUGGCUAGAAUAGAGAUGGCAGCAAGGCAAUAUAUAUUGGUGGAGACCCUUGGCAUGAUGCUUCAGGAUAUAAAGCCUUCAUAGAUGAUCUUAGAGUUGUCAAAAGUUAAACAACAGUGAGAAGUUAAGCUCAAAGUAUGAGAGAGAUCUACACUGAUUAAUAGUUAUUUAACUUACAAAACGCAGAUCUAGGUUGCAAAUCGAUAGUAUUUGAUUAAGCUCAUGAUUGCUGUCCUUCAUCAAAGAAUCAUAUUUGCGAUGAUAUUGAGUUGACUUAAUUUGGCUAUGGAGUGGCAAAAUUUAUGGGAUGGAUUGAUUAGAGUGAGAUAGUUAGAGUAUUCACUGCUGAAAUGAUUAGUAAUAAAUAAUAUAAGCCUGAUUUUGAGCCUUUGGAAAAAGGACUUGUGAUAUGUUGCAAGAACAACCAGAAUUGA